Molecule: messenger RNA, 2214 nt
Organism: Pogona vitticeps (central bearded dragon)
Lineage: Eukaryota; Metazoa; Chordata; Lepidosauria; Squamata; Agamidae
Source: RefSeq, a predicted model, not a curated record
CAUUGUAGCAGCUCUGCCUUUUUGCAGACUGAGCUUUUGUCACAGCACAACAAGAUACCUGGAGAACAGAAUGAAGUGGAAGGGAAAGGAGGGGUCAUCCUCGACGCCUCGUCCACAACCAGCUGCUGCCCUGCUGAAGGAGGGAGAGGGUGGGGAGGAAGGACCUUCCCUGCAGUUCGGGCUUGCAAAUCUUGGUAAAGAGUUAUCACUUAAAGCCCCCCACCCCACCCCACCCCGCUCUCCUCUCCAACCCGACGCAAUCGAUGAGGUCCUAGGACGGCGGGAAGAAAGUGACAGGAGUGCGAGGAGACGCGACGACCGACCCGGCUCCCGUCCCGCUCGCCCUCCAACAAGAGGAGACAGCCGCUGGUGGAGAGGGAAAAAAAAACAACAACACAACUCCCAGCCGCCAAGAUGGGACGGACCCUGCUUCUUUGGCUCUGCCCUCUGCUUCUCCUCAGCCUCUGGAGCCAAAGCUCCUUCUCUAAUGAAAUCCUGGGGCUGAAGUUGCCACUGGAGCCUGUGCUUAAUGCCAACACAGUCUGCCUGACAUUGCCUGGCCUAACCCGGCGACAGAUGGAGGUGUGUGUGCGGAAUCCUGAUGUGACAGCCUCUGCCAUUCAAGGUAUCCAGAUUGCUAUCCAUGAGUGUCAGCACCAGUUCCGUGAUCAGCGCUGGAAUUGCUCCAGCCUGGAGACCAAGAACAAGAUACCUUAUGAAAGCAUCAUCUUCAGCAGAGGUUUCCGGGAAAGUGCUUUUGCCUAUGCCAUUGCAGCUGCAGGUGUGGUGCACGCUGUGUCCAACGCCUGCUCCCUGGGCAAGCUGCAGUCCUGCGGCUGCGACCAGAAACGUCGUGGGGAUGAGGAGGCUUUCCGUGUGAAGCUCCACCGUCUCCAGCUGGAGGCCAUGAACCGAGGCAAGGGGAUGGUGCAUGGGGUGCAUUUGGAACACAUGCCAGCAGAGGCCCCAGGCCUGCAGGACUCCUGGGAAUGGGGUGGCUGCAGCCCUGAUGUGGACUAUGGGGAGAAGUUUUCCAAGGACUUCCUGGAUUCCCGGGAGAUCCACCGAGACAUUCAUUCCCGCAUGAGGCUGCACAACAACCGUGUGGGUCGGCAGGUGGUGAUGGAGAACAUGCGGAAAAAGUGCAAGUGCCACGGCACCUCUGGGAGCUGCCAGCUGAAGACCUGUUGGCAGGUGACGCCUGAGUUCCGGUUGGUGGGCUCACUCCUCAAGGAGCGCUUCUAUGGGGCCAUGAUGAUGCGGCCCCACAACAGGAACACGGGGCAGAUGGAGCUGAGCCACGGCCGCCACCGGCGUCGGGCUGGCAUCAGUGACCUGAUCUACUUUGAGAAAUCCCCUGAUUUCUGUGAGAGAGAGCCAGCCCUGGACUCCAUGGGGACGCAAGGACGCCUCUGCAACAAGACCAGCCCAGGGAUGGACAACUGUGAGAGCCUGUGCUGUGGGCGGGGCCACAAUAUCCUGCGGCAGACGCGCAGUGAGCGGUGCAACUGCAAGUUCCACUGGUGCUGUUUUGUGGCUUGUGAGGAGUGCCGGCUCACAGAGUGGGUGAGCGUCUGCAAAUGAAGGCCACCCCCUUCCCCAGGGCACAUUUGGAACGUUGUUGUUGUUGGACUUUGCAGCCCUCCGAGAUGGAGGCUUAUGCCGGCAGGAGGCACCGUUUGGGCAGCCUGGCACCUUAGUGUUUCAUGCCUCCCUGGCACUUCUCCUCCUCCGUUCUGACCUGUGAGGAAGCGUGAGAUUCCAUGGGGUGCAGCUGUACAGACAUGUGGGGCAUCUCACCUCUGAGGCCCAAAGGGCUGCACACAAGGGGGAGGGGCUGGCUGGGAUCUGCAACAUCGUACAGCCUAGUUGCUCUUGAACAUUGGCAUGGCCAGCUGUGGUUCUAAAGUCCAUGAGACACCCCACCCAAGAGUCCACCCAAUCUCCCAUCCCACCGCAAUCCUACAAAACACCAUGCCCAUUUUAAUAUCACUCUGGGAUCCUUCAGGUGGCAGACCACUCUGUAGACCAAAAUACUACCUUUCAAAAUCCCUUGUCCCAAAGUAAAGGAACCAAGGAAGACCCAUUGGGGCUGCCACGAGUACAUUUGUUGCUCAGGAUUCUUUCUUUUAAAUGCAGCAAAUUUUGUUUUUGAAAGAAAUAGGUCUCUGUGCCAUAGGCACUUAGGGCAGUUACUGUGGUUGGUAAGUUAUU